Messenger RNA from Rhododendron vialii, 432 nucleotides. RefSeq lists its product as uncharacterized. Lineage: Eukaryota; Viridiplantae; Streptophyta; Magnoliopsida; Ericales; Ericaceae. The coding region runs from base 1 to 432 and encodes 143 amino acids. Gene Ontology annotation, molecular function: nucleic acid binding. The transcript is spliced from 2 exons. The record is from RefSeq and is a predicted model, not a curated record.
AUGAAGCCGUAUCAUCAACAGCUUGACGAACUCCUCCCGAAUUUUCAAAAAGUGACUUUCAUGCAUGUACCGAGGAUGAAGAACCGCUUUGCAGAUGCCCUGGGCACUCUAGCAUCCAUGCUGGAACUUCCAAUUGGGGUAAAGUUGAGGCCUGUCAUGAUUGAACAGAGGGGAAAACGUGUGUACGGCCAUAUCAUGAACAUCGACGAAUCGGACGAUGGGCUCCCUUGGUUCUACGACAUUCGGAAUCUCGUUGAAAAGGGGGAGUUCCCUGCGGAUUCAACUAGGAAAGAUCGGAUCGCACUGCAGCGACUCGCGUCUCAAUACAUCGCCUGUGGAGGACAAUUGUACCGGCGAUCUCCUUGCGGAGUUCACAAGUUGUGUAUUCACGGAGACGACAUCAGAGCGACAGAUUGCAUCGAGUAUGUAUGA